AUGCUCAUGUCCUCACUCCCCUCAACAAGCAAAACUUCAAAGUUUGCUGUUAUUGGAGGAGGUUCUUCAUCAUCGGGAUCAUCAUCAUUGAAUAGGAGUGGUGAGAAUAGUAGCUUGAAUACAUCUUUGAAUAAGAAUAAUAAUAGUAAUACAAAUGGUGGAUUGAAUGGUAGCCUCUUUUCAAAAAGUCAACCACCAGAAAAACUAACUCCUAUCAAUGCUCCAUCAGCAUCAUCCUCUUCAAGUUAUGCAGAAUUGGAACGACAUUUAGUUCAAUACAUGCACAGUUCUACAAAAGUUUUGGCAGCUCUACAAAAGUUUGUAAGGAACAAUUUGGAAUUAAAAAGAUCAUCCAACUAUAAGUGUAAGAAAACUGACUCACCGAAUAUUAUUCUUGACGUUUUGGAUUUACAUUGUGAUGAUGAGGAUAUUGUGACGCAAUCAUUAAAGACUUUGAGAAUAUUAGCAAGAAAGAAACAAAACAGAGAAAAUGUCUCUCUUAGACUAGUUCAAUCAAUUUCUAGAAUAUUACAGGAAAACAAGGACCAAAAUGCAGAAAUCGCAUCCGAAGGAUCAAAUGUAUUGUUGAAUAUUUGUUUUGAGGGGAGAAAUAUUUCGUCUCUUUCGAAUACAAAUUGUGUUCCUGCACUUGUGGAAUUACUUUUCGAUUCUCAAAAUAAGGAAGUGUUACUAGCUGCUGUUGGUGCACUUCAGAGUAUUAGUUUUCAAGAUAUUGGAAGGAAAAUGAUUACUGAGGCGAAUGGUAUUCCAAAGCUUUGCAAACUUCUCAAAUAUAACAAUAAGGAUGUGCAAAAGAAAACAAUUAGUACCAUUCACAACUUGACAUCUGAUAUUGUAGUGGUACAGAUUAUCCAUGAAUUGGGAGAAAUACCCUCAAUUAUUGCUCUUCUUAAACAGAAUAGUAUUGCAAUUGCUUCAUCAGCUGCUGGAUGCUUGCAAAACAUUUCUAGAGUUGAUAAGGCAAGAGACGCCAUUCAGGAAAAUAAUGGAACAGCAGUUCUCACAACAGCAAUAUUCUCAACAGAAGACCCAACCCUUCAAGUCAAUUCUAUAGGUGCUCUUUUAAAUAUUUUGGGUUCUAGUAUGGAUGAAAAAGAUAUACAACAAAGGAAGGCUUUGAAAAAGAUUUUAAGCAUGUGCUUACUUGUUGGCCAGUUAAAAUCAAUGACAGAAGAUCUUGAAGACGAUAGUGAAUUCUUGGAAGUUGAAGACUAG
Naegleria gruberi is the source of this 1236-nucleotide messenger RNA. RefSeq lists its product as uncharacterized. Bases 1 to 1236 code for a protein of 411 amino acids. The record is from RefSeq and is a predicted model, not a curated record. Gene Ontology annotation, molecular function: protein binding. NCBI's taxonomy places the organism in Eukaryota, Heterolobosea, Eutetramitea, Acrasida, Naegleriidae. The transcript has 4 exons.